This is a messenger RNA of Spirometra erinaceieuropaei, 15853 nucleotides long. The record is from the annotation of a GenBank genome assembly. NCBI's taxonomy places the organism in Eukaryota, Metazoa, Platyhelminthes, Cestoda, Diphyllobothriidea, Diphyllobothriidae.
AUGUUUGGGCUUCGAAACUUCUCCUGCGUAGUCGUCUCAUGCAACGACCGUUUUUUGGCGAGGUGCAAACUUGCAUCCUCAUUGAUUCAUUUUUAGCCAAGCACUUUCGUUCAGCCCUGCGUAUUCAAACUCUGAACAUUGCUGUAGGGUUUCUAUGUGGGGAACUCACCCGUGUAAGUCCUUUGCUCAGUAAUUUAUAACGGUUUGCGUGUGAAGUUAACGCCCAGAUGGACAUCAUUAAGGGUGCACCUCGGUAAUAAAACGCUGGCACAAUAGAGAGUGCGCGCACCCAGCGACUCUGCGCUUCCGAGAAAAACAAAUCUCUAGUUUUGUCUCCUGGUACUGCCAGUUCACUAUCAAAACUUUCCUUAGAGACUCACGACAGCCAUUCUCGUGAAUGAGGCGGGUUUGUGGUCAAACUGAAGAAUCAGCCUCUACACGCCAACACGAACAUCAAUAGGCGCUGAAGAGGCGGGAUCACUUAUCCAAAGUCGCCGCUCGUGCUCUAGAAACCGGGCACUAGUUUGUUUGGGAUAAGAUGCGCAUUGUUAGUUCCUGCCCAAAUAGGAAAAGCCGAGAACUUCUGGAGGAUCUGAGUGCUUGGCUUUGUAGUGGCAUGAAAAAGCACUGGUAAGAUCUUAUUUCGUAGCCGCACCUGUUAGGGGUUGGUGUUAGAGGUUAGUGUUAGGGGUUGUAUUUAGGAUUAGGGCCUAGGGUUAGGGUUAUGAGUUAGGGGUUAGGGCUAGGGGUUAGUGUUAGGGGCUAGAGUUAGGGUUAGGUGUCAGGUUCGGGGGUUAGGUCUUGGAGUUUGGGGUUAGUGUUAAGCCCCCUAUUAUCGCCGGUCCUGUGUGACAGGCGGUUGGGGCUUGCCUAGUGCAGGUGCGGCUACGAAAUAAGAUCCGACCAAAGCGUUUUGUUUUAUUGCGCCAAAAAUACGACCUGUAAAGGACUUUGACACAACUUUCCAUAGCCGUUUGUCGAGAGGCUGCAUUCCCGUGGUUAAUUCUUUUCUUAUAAUUCUACUCGCGUACACACCCGUGUAUAUUUAUCCUGUAAGACCAAAUACAGACCAGUUUAUUUAUUACAUUGGUGUCUCCUUAUUGUUCAUAGCGCCUUCUGUUUCAUUUCUGUGCAUAUUUAUUUCCAUUCUGAUUUAUCCCCUAGUCGCUGCAUUUUAAAACUCCCUUUGUCCACUCCCUAUCAUAGUUUGCUUUCGGAAAUUCCAUCUAUGACCCGGUCUUCACAGUUUGGCCAGCCUUCUAAACAUUCUGUCAUGCAUUAUAUUUCGACUAUAGGACCACUCGUUUUUAACUGUUCUCGCCGUCUAACGCCUGACACGUUGGCUUUUGCCAAGGCUGAGUUUAGACCUAUGAUAGAGUUUGGCAUAGUAUGGCCCGCCACUCGUCCAUACGCUACCCCUCCAUAUGUGGUUUGCGAAAAGUCCCUCAAGGACUGGCUCCCACUCGGUGAUUUCCGAUGACUAAACAACUACACUGUCCCUGGCAGAUAUCCACUUCCCCAUCUCCAAACCUAGCCGGUACGGCAAUAUUUUCCAGCAUUGACCUGGUAAAAGCCUUCCACCAAAUCCCCAUUGUUCCCCCAUCCCAAAACCGGAGAUUACGACUCCAUUCAGUCUUUUCAAGUUCAUCGGCAUGUCUUUUGGAUUCCGUAAUUCCGCCCAAACUUUUCAAUGUUUCAUAACCGAAGUCCUCCGCGACUUACCUUUCGUUUUUGUUUAUGUCGGUGAUCUUCUAGUCGCAAGCUCCAGUGAAAAUCAUCACAAGCAACGUCUAUGUCCUGAGCGACUGAACCAGUUUGGCAUUAACAUCAACGCCUCCAAGUGCAUUUUUGGCGUUCACUCGCUCAUAUUCCUAGGGCAUCGCAUAGAUGCUUUGGGUUGUCAUAGACGUCAUAAUUUCAGCUAUUCGCGAGUUCACUGCGACAACCGCGCCGUUUCAUAGGUUUUGCCAAAUGUUACGGACGUUUCACCCCUCACUGCAUCAGUCCGUGUUACCUCUCACGGAUCUUUUACGGGACAACAACCACGAAUUUUCAUUCCUGACUCCACCAUGGACGGCCUCCAACGUGUCAAAGAGACCCUUGAAGAUACAGCUGCUCUUUCUCGCUUGCUGACGCCUCCAAUUACGCCAUGGAUGCAGCCCUCCAGAAGCAUACCCAAACGUACACUCAACCCCUCUCCUUCUAAUCUACCUCCCUAAACUCGUUAUAGCACUUUUGGUAGCGAAAUCCUUGCCAUUUAUCUCGAUAUUAAGAAUUUUCGUAACUUUAUCGAAGGCAGGGAUUUUUGUGCUUACGCUAACCAUAACCAGCUUACUCAUGUCUUCUCCACUCCCGCUGACAAGUAUUCACACUGUGAGGCCCGCCAUCUUGAUUUUAUCUCUCAAUAUACCACGGAUAUUCGGCUUCAUAAAGGACCCUCUAAUCAGGUCGCCGACUGUUUAUCUCAACCUGGAAUUAAUGCCAUUACCCGACCCUCCAUCGACUUGGAGCGCACGGCUGAGCUGCAGCAGCAGCUGAAUGUUUCGGAGCAAAUGGAGCACAGUAGCCUUCAGAUUAAAACCAUCCCUCUCUUCACCACCUCCAGCACAAUCUUGUGCGGCGUGUCUCGCGGCUUCUCUCGGUCUGUAGUACCAUGCAACAUGCGACGAGAUGUUUUCACCGAGUUACACAAUCUCUACCCUCCUGGCAUCCGGACUGCUCACUGCCUCGUCAGCGACCAUUUCGUCCGGCCCAGAAUUAACACCGACGAUUUAAGAUCCCCUAACGACGGUCUUUUGGUUAAGUAUGCUGAUGAUGUGGUUGUUGGACACCCUCUCAAAGGUCAGACACACCUCCAGUCUCUAAAGGAUUGCCUAAACCAUGUCCUAGUAUGGUCGGAGGAAAAUGGUCUCCUAAUGAACGGCCAAAAAUGAGUUCAGUGUAUUUUCCCACUGCGGCCCUCUCCUAGUCCUGAAUCCUAUGACAUCCUUCUUAACGAGGCAUCCUCUUUCAUGUACCUUGGCGUUACUUCGUCAUCAUCUUUUUUCAUUUGCCCUCCAUAGUGAGUCCCUUUUUACUAAAGUUCAUAAACUCCUUUAUUACAUUCCUCGUUUACGUCCCUACCACACACCUCAAUCCUUAGUCUACCGAUUUAUAGACGCAUGCAUUCUUCCUCUUAUCCUAUACUGCUCUCCUGUCAUUUUUCUCGCUUUGCUCAAAAAAGAUCAUUGAAUUUUGAAACGAGUCCUCCGCAUGCUCUCUUCUGCUGCUGGUGUUUCUUAUCUUUUUUAGUCGAUACUAUCAUACAACAUGUCAGUGCGGUCAAGAAAUUUGCUGGUCGGAUUAUACAUGACGUUGCCCAUCCCUUGCAUUCUGAUCUAAUUUCUGCGAAGUCUUCCCGCCCGAUGAGCCGCAGCUCUCGACUUAUAUCUAGUCGCACAUCGACUUUUCGAGCUUCUGUGUCGCCAUUCCUGGCGCGCUACCUUACGUGCGAAGCGACAGAAGUGCAGAAGCUAAGACUUACAUUGUCCUCAUGAUAAUCGUUCCUUUUGUGUUAAACAUUUUUGACUCUUGAAGAAUUUAUUAACUUAUUUACCGCCCAUAGUGAAUGGGGUCAAUUUUUUUGCUGACAAUUUUGAUUUUAUGAUUUCGAAAUAAAGCGAAUUUCUCUCUCUCUCUCUCUCUCUCUCUCUCUCUCUCUCUCUCUCUCUCUCUCUCCCUUUCUCUCUCUCUCUCGAUCGUGGGCUCGAUUGUGUUUGGCCUACCAGAAAGCCAAAAUCGGACACAGAGCACGUUUUGUAAAUGUGCACGUAGACCUCAUGGGUACUUUGGCAAAUCCCGUGGUUGCAACUACUUUCUCAAUGCUACUCCGAUUCCAAACAUCGCUGCAGAUAAUGUCGCUCGUUCCUUUUUGGAACACUGGGUUUUUCUGCUCUGGUGUCCCCACAAAUAUCACCACCGACCGAGGCCAGCAAUUCGAAUCUAGACUUUUUCAUGGCCUUGCUGACCUUCCCAGAUGUUCUCGCAUACUCAGGACAGCUUACCCUCCCUUACCAAACGGUCUAGUUGAGCAUUUCCACUGUCAACUCAAAACCCCUCUCGGGGCUCAGGAGUGAGCACCUCCCCUUUAGUUAUGGUCGGUAUCAGCACUGCCCUAAAACCCAACUUGGAGAGCUCCACUGCCGAACUUGUUUACGGGACUACCCUUCGGAUUCCCGGAGAUUUUUUCUGGCCAUCCCAAAGCUCGGUCAAUCUGGAUGCUACCGAUUAGGUCCAACGGUUGCGCCAAGCAAUGACUAGUCUCCGGCCUCUACCUAAACGAGUUCCAGCAAGUAAGUCAUAAAUUGACCCUAGUUUGCGAUUAUGUUUCUUUGUAUUUUCCGCGUAGAUAGUGUUCGUAAACCACUACAACAGCCUAACGACGGACUCUGUCGAGUCCUGUCGCGUACGGACAAGCAUUCCGCUGUGAUCACACCGAAUUGACAACAAUCGAUCGGUUGAAGGUGACUUAUAACGACCCUCUUUCGCCAGCCCCGAAAAAUCAGACUUAUUCACCUGUUUCGGUGCUGUCUCCGAUUUCCCCGCCUCCGCUUACGCCUGAUAACCCCCUUACUUAUAUUUGUACUUACUUUUACUUGAUACGACUGCGAUCAUGCCUGAUCUAACCGGCCUCUAUGAUGUCCCGAACUGUACCUCUCCACGCGUGACUAUCCGCGGCAGCAGAUCCGGACAGCUCAACCCAUUACCUUCGCCAACGACGGCGACCGAAUACCGAAGCUCCAAGAACCACCUCCAUGUCUUGACGAACUGUGUCGAGCCAGAUUUCAGUUGACCCUCUCUCAGGCGCCUCCAAUAGGGUAACGGUGCCGGAUCGAGGGCAGUAACACUGGGCUCCUGAGGUGGACGACGAAGAACAAACCCGAACCACUUCAGUCAUCCUUCUUGAAUGGUCUGGGUUAUCCUUGCGAUGUUGUCGCAGCGAGCGCGGACUGUCUCAUUUGAGACGAAGUUGGUGUACUUCACUCGAAGGAUGGAGGAUUAUUGAUUCUGGAGCACGCUUGCUGGCGGGCAGAAUGGGAUCGCGCAAGAUCAUAACCACAACAGUGAGGGUCACACGCUUACUCACUUCAUAAGACCUCUUAUGUACUGAUGAUCGGUAACGACCGUGAGACAGCUGCCUGCGUCUGGCCCGUUUCACUCUUAGUGAGCUGCUUACGCAUUAUAUGUGAUAUCUAUCCUAUGGGGCCUCAAGGUUUACGAGUGUCUGCUAUGUCUUUAUCCAGCAAACUGGCGUGCUCUUGUAUCUGGUUUCCUGCCGAUAGAUGCGCUUGCGCUCCCGCUGGGUAAACAGGUAGUCAUCCUCCUAUUUCUGACCCAUUGUUGGUAGAAAUCUUGGUCAAGUGUUUUUGUGGACCAGGGGGGUGUGGUAGUACACCCAGGCACGGGUCCAACCGUGCCAGCCACCUGCUCCCUCCCACGCCUUCGGUCUUCUGGACCAUAUUUUGACACCGAACUCAGGUAGGGAGAAGGAAAGAAUGCGGUGGAUACCGUGCAAGUCUGCUCUCACUACAAACUACUUCGCGAGCUAGUCACCAUACCUGCUUCACCUUGCUCUGAAGCACUCUGUGGACAUCAUCGGGCACGGCAGUCGAACUGUCAUGCGUCUUAUGGCAAGACGUUCGUUGUCGCAGGUAGCAAGCUGACAACGAACAGAAUGGGGUCAAGCAAGUUGUCAAUCACAACAGUGGGCUUCACACGCUUACUUGGCACACAUAUAUAUAUCAAAUUAGAAAUAGUCGUACACCGAUCUAUUGGCUUCACGAAGCAAACAAGUUCCGUAUGGGUGGCAAAGGUCAGGAACAGGCAACCAAUUACCCGGCCGAAGUCGGCCAAGUCAUAAUAGCAGCGAGGAAGGACGACAGAGAAUGCGGGUAGAUUGAUACAGUACUGUUUCGGGCUUAUUCUGCCUUCAUUCAGCCAAUCAUAACCCUGACCACCAGCAGCUGGGACCAGAUACACAAACACGCGCACAGACGCACCUGGCGCAGUCGGUCCACCACUGAGGUCUACCAGAUGGGUCAUAAGCACUUCAUCGAACCGAAGUUCAUCAGUGCCUCGUCACCUGCUAUUCUCUGUCGCUGCAGAUCGGGUAUUUAUUCAAUCGGGAAUGGGCGCACACCGAUCUAUUGGCUUCACGAAGCAAACAAGCUCCGUAUGGGUGGCAAAGGUCACGAACAGGCAACCAAUUACCAGGCCGAAGUCGGCCAAGUCAUAAUAGCAGCAAGGAGGGACGACAGAGUCUGCGGGAGGGAGAAGAUUAAUGCAGAACUGUUUCGGGCCUUUUUGCUUUCAUUAAAGCAAUCAGCCCAUAUUUCAUAAGAUCCUGGAGUCCUGUGCCGAGCAUUUCAGUGACGUUCGAGGAACCCACCGGCAAAAAUUAUUACCAUGCAGAUCAAUACUCAGCAGUUGUCUGCCAAUCAGGGCGGGACUUACAGAGUUGUCGUCAUGGCUACGUUCAAGAGGGGUUUUAGACGUGGUCGGGAGGUAAAAGUCACGAAAACUAAUCCACAAUCACUUUUAAGGACAUCCGAAAAAAAUGUUUAGGAACUUGGGAGCAGACGGUCUAGAAAUAACGAACAUGAUCAAAAACUCUGUUGUGUGGACGGCAAAUGAGCACAACGAAAACACCCACGGCGAGGAAUGGCAAAAUGUCGUCAAAACGGGAGCAGCUACGUGAGAAACCAGCCCUCACCAGAACAGGCCAAGGCGAAGCGUCGGCGUCGCCGACCACGCCGUGCUAGAAGUGUCCUUACGCUAAAUGCGCAUUCAAGGACCGCAUUGAGCCCCAUGAAAGCCCUCAGAUCUACCGCAAUGUCAAGACGACCAACGUACAGUAGGUGGGGCUAACUCAUGAAAUAUCAACCGAAAUUCCGAAACGCGUUUUCGUUUCGAAAAGAUUGAUUAAAUAGGGUUGUAAAGCUAGUCAGCCUACAACAUAAUUCUAUAAUAUUUCAGUUAUCUCAGGAUGCCGGUUUUCGAAUGAACUUCCUUCUAGCUGCAUUCAAAAACUACACUCUGUAAAAAAUGACUAUAUAAGAGGCAGGCAUUUUUUUCAUUGAUUUUCGAUGCCCCUGAAAGUCCAAUUAUAUUUCAUGGAAAACAUAAAUAAAAAUAUUCAUUCCUUCGCUCAUCCAAUAGAAAAUUACAUUUUCUUUCGAUUUUAUACUCGAAGGAGGAACAUAAUUCGGUUUUUAAAAAGUUUCUGAUUGUGGGACUUUUAAAUAUCGUGAAAUGGCCGUUCAUAAAUCGUCUCGUCUCUGCAUUUACCAAUGUGGCUUGUAAAUUUAACAAUAUGGAUCACUACUAAACUUUAUGAACCCUAUAUGGUCCCCCUUUAUUACCGUAGAGAAAUGUGUGGUUUUCCGUACGCGGAAAAUAUGCGUCUUGUAGUUUGCAAACUCUGAAUGCAAGUGUAACGGCAAAGCGGGUUCAAGAGUAUUCAGGAAUUGGAAAAGUUUUUUAAAAUCGAAUAUUACCCUUCCUUCGAGUAUAAGAUUGGAAGAAGACGUGAUUUUCUACCGAAUGAACGGAGGGCGGCUGUGAUCCCAAAUGAUCCCGAGUGUCAUAAAGGCCACGUUAAGAGGGAUUCAUCGCAGUCUGGUUUUCAGUCCACCAGUCGGCGCUCCAUACGAACACAUACUGGACUGACUGGGAGAUCUGAUUUAAAUAGCCAGCUGGCAGUUAUCCAGAUCACGGCUUUUAGUUCACCGUGAUAGUCUCGAGCGCGUCAGAUUGUUUAUGGGGGAAUUAUGCGCUGCGGGAAAUGAGAGAGAGAGUUCUCCGAUAUGCGAAGUGUUCAGGACGUGUCGAAACUUCGGUGAAUUGCGCUGUCAUGGAUACGCGUGUAGCCGAAUGGAUGCAUGCGGUGAGUGAAUGUUCGUGGACGGCACUGCCGCCGCCACUACCACAAUACCAUAUGCCAUUCCCGACUCAUUCCUGUCCGCCAUCGUCAUCUCCAUCCUGGCAGAAGUACUGCAGGGCGACAAAGCACACAGUGCCCAUCUGUCGCCAUUGCAUUCGUACAGUUUUUGUCUCGCUUCGGGUAGACCGGACACCUGCGAAUCCAUCGCAGCGGGGUUGGAUAGCCAGUGCUUAAGUUCAGCUGUCGUGCCAACGAUGUCCACCGUGUACUCUACAACAGGGUGAAUCAGGCACGGUGACUCGCGCGCAAAUUAGUCUACAGCUAGGGUAGAUUUGCGCAGCAUCUACCACACUCUCUUGUCUUCCCCUGGGCCCGGCGUCAAGACAUAGUCAAGAAGACAGGGGGUGAGAGAGGACACAACCAACCCGAACAGUUCCGAGAGCCCUAAAAAAACAUUUGCUAUGCUUACUUUCCCUACCUGCACCGUAUCAGGACAUUCCAGAAUCGCACUGAUCUAGUUGUCUAUAUGCGUGUACAAGAAAAUGAACACUAAAAGGAGCAUACUUCUGGUUCACUGACACCCACAUGCAGACAAUGUAUGAUCAAUUUAGGUUGUUUGCACAUACGACUCGUUCAUGAAACAAUCAUACGAAAAGGUGAGUUAGCUUCGUGGGGCCAAUAAAGCAUCACUUGUGGUCCUGUGUGUCGUCUAUUCUCGUGAACUCGCCGUGUCUAUCACGUGACUGACUAAGGCUCACGCCAUAUCGUUUGCUGGGCCCAAUCUCCGCAGUACUAUAUUGAAAACACGAGGUAAAGUACCUCACUGAACAUAUAUCAGAAGACAAAGUGGCGAGCGAACGUUGCUUUCGAUAACUUCUCGUUAGGCCAGUACAGUUAUAUGGGACGGGAUACAGUGAGUGAAAAAAUCGAUAAAAGUUAGUUUUUAAAAUACAGACUAGGCAAGAGCAUAAGGGCGCAGAAAGUUGUAUGUGCUUAGUCAACCUUUGACCACGGUAAGCGCGGAGCCUGAAUGAGGUUCUUCUGGGCGCAUAGGGUCGGUUUUCGUAACCUGAGGGCGGUCGCUUCUGCUGUUGCUAACAGGCGCUGGCCCAGUAGCUUAGGGUAGCUCAAGGGGACCUUAUAAAUCACACGAAAUGCUUCAGCGGGGUCCACACGAUGCCCUGAUCCACUGCAUGCGCAAGGAUGGCGCUGUCUAUUCUCCUAGUUUCACCUUCUGCCAGCCAUAUGGGAAGAUGCUCCCGUAUUCUUUUGGAUAGGCGCCGACCCGUAGGACCAAUAUCACCUGCUCCACAGGAGCAAGUGAAUGAGUAGAUACACACCGAGGCGGUCUGAGGUGGCAGCCUAUUCUUGCCUUCUGCGCGUAAAAUAGAAUUAGUAGAGAAUGAUAUGCAAACCCUUGCGGUUUUAGAAGGCUCCACACAGAAGGUCACGUAAGUGACCAUGACUUCGAACACCUCCGGCCAGUCGGCACACGCAUUCCUCGAUGAUAUGGUUUACUUAAGAUUCAUGAGGAAGGCCUAUCGGUUCGUCCGAUUUUAGAUAUGCGGAACUGUCCGAACCAUGUGAUAGCUAAGUGGUUAGCAGAGAAACUCAAGCCCAUAUAACAUCAGCCGGCACCACGCAGCUACCGAGAUACCUUUCAAUUCAUUGAUAACAUUACAGUCCUCAAAGUUACCGGCAUGGUGAUGUUCUCUCUAGACGCCCUGAUCCACUGCAAGCGCAAGGAUGGCGCUCAUAUAUAAGAAGCUGUCAAACGCAGGGAUGAGAGUCGCAUGCAAAAGGCGAAAAGAAUGAACCCAGCUCAAUUCUGCAUGGAGAGCUGAAUGUCAAGCAGUGAAAUUAGGAGGACAUCUUCAGCAAAUAGAUCGAAGAAGUGUAACCCUUCUGUAGGUGUUUUACCUGCAGCUUUUCUGAAUUUUGUCUAAUAAAUACAUUUCUAAUCAGUCGUUUCGGUGUGACCCCGUGCGAAUACGCUAGAAUUUCAAAGGCUCCCAGAAAACUGGAUAUCCGUCGUGGCAGUUUGAUCUCCUGAUUUCAUUUCCAAGCUGUUCACAAAAUUGGAAAGAAAACUGACGCUUUCCCUUUCUACUUUGGAGGCCUACGGUAUGGUAUGGUAGGAAGAACUCUCAUGUCUCACCGACAAGUUGUAAUUUUCGCAUCAGAGCGGGUCUGUAUGAUAUUAAGAAAAUGGGUUGAUUUCUGCUUCAGGGUCUUAUUGGACUCAUUUUUGAGCAGAAUGAUCGAAUUUCAGACAACGCAAAAUGUAUGAUGGUCAUUUGAUUUUCCCUGCUCCAAUAUGAUCCUUUGGCAAAUACUUGAUCGACACAGGCCUGACAACUAGGCGGUCAAGACUCCCUGACUCAAACAUUGUUCAUUACGCGCGUCGCUAGGGGAAAACACUUAAGAACUAGUGAGGGAGGUACUAUCGAGUGGGUCCGUCUGACGGGGAAUCGUAACUGAGACGACCACGUUUGUGGUAGACUGCGGCGCCAGCGUCUUAACUCAGUCAAAACUGACCUUAUAUACAAAUGGCAGUCCAGAUAUACUCCUGAGCGAAUUCGUGCAAACAGUUUUCUUCAAAAGCGCUAUUUUUCACGCACCAAUAUUCUGAGCCUAGAGCUCCCAUAUUCACAGGUCACACGUUAAGUCGUAACCAGUGGUUUCCUUCAACCUAAUAUUUUGGUUACCAUAAGUAGCCUGGCUUUGUGCCAAGGCGAGCACGUGCCAAAGAACAAAAUGAAUUCUCUUUCUCUCUCCUCUGGCACACACAGACGGAAGCUCAGCAGCGAAUGCAGCACAGGCAGCGGGGGGAGGGAGAAGGAUUCCUGGGUCUCAUUGCAAACAAUACAGGCAGCACGAGAGAGCAUAUCACAGAAAACAGAAAUUACUUGCAUUCCUCGUCGAGAAUGAUGGCGAACACACACACAUAUAAACGGUGGUCUGUUGAUUGUAGGCUCGAGGAAGACAGACACUGCCUGGGUAGAUAGUGAUCCCUGUGUGAGGUAGAUCAUAUAGGAGGAAUAUGGCGCUGGGCUGGUCGCACGCCCUCGCUUCUCGGUCUCCCGGUAUUCCAGUGGUGUACGAUUGGAGACUAACUCAAGUACGUCACCCCACAUGCGCCACACACGCAUACGGCCGAGGAUAGUUCGACCGUCGCACGCAACGACGUCCACGACUGCUGCAUGAAUUGGGCGUAGCACCAGUAGAUUGGGUGCGAAUAAGUUUAUGGCAAGGUGGACUUGUGUGGCACCUACCGCACUAUCUCCUUCCCCUACUCAAGUUGCCCUGAUGACAAGAUAAUGCCAAGGCGACGGGAGGUGGGUACGGGCGUAGGCGAUUGCAAAUCUAGAUAGUCCGCUUACGCAUUCCACACACGUGACCUGGCGACCGCUUCAGAAGUGCCAGUCCACCGUGAGAUCGGCUAGGACCUGACAGAGGUGAGAAAGCAAUACGUGUCACAUCCGCCCUUUGGCCCCACAUAUCCCUUUGACCGGAAUCCACUUUUUUGGUGGUAGCGACUGUUGUGAUCCAAGCGGGGUGAAUGUGUGGUCUGAGCGCUACUAUAAUCAAAGCAAAUCCUAUGUUGAAGAGAGAAGACAGAAGGAACCAGAAUGUGGGGUUUAAUGCAUACAAAACCCAAGGUUGUCCGCUCAGGCGGCAGUUGUCACUGGCGAAACCAGGGCUAGUGUUGACUGCGUCCAUACAAGCCUGAGGAUCUCUGAGAUAGCGGUGACAGCCGCUUUUUUUGGCUCGUGGGCCAAGAUCAAGUGGUGGCCAGUCAGUGUGUGUUGCAUUUGCUGAGGGGGUGGGGUUGUCCCAGUGGCUUAGGUUGCGGUUGUAGGGGGGGAGGUGCGUUAAAGUGGCCACAUGGGCAGCUGUGGCUGUGCGGACGCGGGUACGCCCGCGUUGUCGGCCGUGCGACUUCAGGUCAGCGUGUCUGGAACAGGUCACUACAAAAGGGUGGAUGACCUUGAGGCAGCGAGGCCUUGAACAAUGACGCCAGACCGGUCAUGAUGGCUGCUCGCUACAGGACAGUGGCAGUAAUAGCUGACAGGUACCGGAGUGUUCUCACUGGUGAUGGUGAUCGUUGUGGUUGUAACGAUCAUCGUAAUAUUAGGGGGGGGGGGUGGGAGUUGUUGAGGUGAUAUCAUCUUGGGUCUGGAGAUGUCUGACGAGGCCGAUCCGUGCGCGUAGUGUCUGUUGGCGGCACGUUCAAAGAGUCUUCGAUAUCCGCUGUCGAAUACUUGAUCUCCGGUUUUGGUGGUUAAAGAAACGCGUAAUCCUAUGUAGUACAAGGGUGUAACGCGCCAGCAUGCACUGAUGGAGACGCGCCAUCGUGUGCACACUGUACAGGCCACAUAACCACAGCGCACCCUCCGAUUUGCACAAUUACGCUUAUUUUCUCCUUAAGCUGACGCACUAUGUCCGGCCAGUUCGACCCAUGCUCUUCGUUCCACGUCUGAUGCGGAGCUGUCGCCGACAAUCAAAACUGCGUAACGCAACUUCGUUCAGCGCGUCACUGCGUUAAGGUUUUUCCGGCAACUUAAAUCAUACUCAGACUCUAGCCACCACGGCCUCGAAGCCCGGUCCCGAAUGGAAAGAGAGGAAGGGUUGUACACCAGUACUUUAUUCUGUACUGAAUGGAGUGGUGAAUAGAUUGGAGCAGGUUGGCAGCCGAACAAAUGCACACGUCCGGCGGCGCCAGGAGAGCAGUCGUCAAAACGCCCUGAGCGAGAGCAUGUCUGCAUCGGCCGUGAGGUUUAUUGGUCGGUUUGGGUAGCUGUGAUUGGCCAAAAACCAGACUGCCACUGGUACAUGCGUACAAGUACGCUCGAGAGACGCAGUGUUGCCGCUGGAGCCUCCACAGAUGAUGCCUUCUCAACUCGGAGUCCGGGGAAAAAACGGACGGAGUUUGAGGCGGAACGUACCAACGGUAGUGUAAUCGGCAGCAUGGCCGGCUGUGGUUGACAGGAAAGAGCCAGGAUAACAGGGACGACUGGAGAAAGCUAACGGUUGAUUGGUUCAGUUGAACGUCGACGGCAGAUUCGUACGCGGUGACGGUGUUUUUAGGUUAGAGAGAGGAGAUACCGUUGGUCAUAGAAGAGGUAAGAUAUCGAAUGUUGAGAAGGGCGUCUGGGUGAUGGCACUGAUGGAAAGACUGUUCUGUUGGAUUGGGUCAGAACCAUGACCAGGGCCCGAUGGACCGAGAUUGUCUGAUGACAUCCACCUCGUUUCAAAACGGGAUGUCGAAAAGUGCAUUCUUCCUAUCGUGGUCACAUUAAGCAGAACAGGAAAAUUUUGGGAUGAAAUAUAGAGGAGAAAUCCGUGAUGACCGGGUUCAUGCUCUUCUGGCAGUUGUUAUUAGAGCACGUCGGGGUCACCAAUUUAGAACGCUAACCAGCCUAUAUUGGGCGAUUGAUGUCCAAAGGUUAUAAAGCCAGUCAAAUGUGAAGAUGACAACUAGCCACGAGGAGGCAGCCUGUGCUCUAUUUGAUUCGUAGCUGUGCCUAGGUUCAUCGGCGUUUUUAGCCCACUAAAACAAGAAAAUUACCUGUCACCACAAGGUCAUACCACUCCGGUGCGAACUCCCCAGACGUGAAACACGUUAUGUCUGAAUUUAUUGUCGAGAUAUACCUGUUCAGACUGUCAUAACGAUCCAUCAGUCACGUUUCGCGGCGCAUGCAGGGGGAGAGCGUUCACCUAUCCGGCUAGGAGACAUGCAGGUCUCUUUGAGGCGUCGAUUCAAACAAGAGCCUUUAUGGGCAGUCGCAUAGCGACCAGUACCGACAAAGACGGCGGAGACUAGCACAGCCGUCAUUGGUCAGCCACACCCAAACCCAGGUCUGCAUAACCUUGGAAUCAGUGCGCUCUGUAACGAGCAUGUCUCCUAACCAGGUCGGCAAACGUCCUUUCAAAAAUGAUAAAUAUUCCCGAUGGCAGCAAACAAGACAAUGAGCCCGUAGAACACUGGACCAGUAACGGUGAAUAUCAGGUCAUCCAGACUUGGGAUUGAGUAUUACUGGCUAAUAACGGGAAAUAAACCAUAAAUGAUCAUCCUAGUCUUCCUUGUUUUGUCAGUAUUCCGCUAGGAAGUGGGAGCAGUGGAACAUCGAGAAUGCUGAUAGCUUAGGCGCAGCAAGCGUCUGGGUUCACCAGUGCCGGUUAAGAUCGGCACAGCCGGGACUUGCAAUCAGUCAGCCAUGUUCAAACCCAGAUCUGGAUAAGUUGAAAGUCGGAACGCAUCGAGGCGAGCAUGUCCCCGGACGUACUUUCAAGCCUGAUUAGUGUUCCAGACAAGACACUGAGCGCGCGACUCUACGGUUGGACGCUGGACUAUUUAACGAUCAAUGACCAAAGAAUCCAUGUUGGAAUAUUAGGUCAUACAGAGUUAGGACUGAGUAUGCCGACUGAUGAAGGUCAGUAUGUCAGAAACCACCACCUCGGUUCCCCCUGAUUUUUUCGGCAUCCCCUACUACAACUAUGCGGGGAGCGCACAUGUGAACACUUGUCCCAACACCAGGAUCGGUGCGUCAGAUGGCCGAGCGAUCAUCACACCAACAUUCAACGCACGUGAUGAAAUUGCAGCAAUUAACGACGCGAAUGUCGUCCAUCAAACAGUCAGCACACCAAGUACAACGAUCCUUGAUGAGGGGGGGGGGAGCCGUGAAUGGUCAUAGGUAUGCGGCAGCAUCGCGACGGAAUUCUAUAAAUAUUGCAGCCCCUUCUGCGUGAAUCACCCGUAUCAGCUUUUUCGUCUCUGAUGAUGGAUUCGGGCAGGAAUCCGAAACGUCGGGCUAAUAAAGCUCUUGUCCCAGCGAUCGCGUCUCCUUCGUCAAAACUGCUUCCUGGGACUCAUCUCUUCGCUUCGUUUGGAAAUUCCUCACUACAUUACUAUUUCUUUCGAAAGGACAAAAACAGUAAAAAAUGGAGAAAGCCGAUAACUCAACCGUAGCAAGUGCCAAGGAUUACCAGUGCCAAUUUAGAUCGGCACAGUCGGAAAUUAAGCGUGAAUUCUUCACACCAAAAAGCAGGUUUGCAACCUGCUUCACAAAUCGGAGAAGGACCCUGAUCUCAUGCGAGUGUGGUGGUCUCAAGAGCAACGCGAAAAGGAAGCAAUUGCAGCCUGAUAGCCAGUCCUGAUUAUAAGUAGUAGAUAGCUUCCGUUGGCAGUCAUGCACAGAGCGACUGCUAAUGCGCCAUGGGAGGAUCGAAACCCCUUUGGUUGGGUAUAGUGAGGCGCCAAUCGCUGAACACAAGCUUGAUCGACUGCACAUUCCCUUUUUCCUAUACUACACACCUGCCACUUAUCGGCUGAUGGCAUGACAUAAGGCAGCUCCUACUGCGGUGUCAGCGUCCGUAUACUGGUGCAGUGCACUUGUCAGCUUCCGAAACGUAGGCACUGGAUGUUUGCGCGUUCAUAUACGUCGUCCUACACGUCAUGGCGGCGUUGGCACAUCGCAUUGCGUGGCUAAUGCGCGAAUGACAUGUGCUGUCAUGUUGUGAUCGAGUGGGUGUACGUUUCACGGAAGUGUGCUUGUUUUUUGCAUGCCUAUCGGCGUAUAUACGCACAAGCUGGUUAAAGCCUAGGGGUGGUUGAAUGCCUGGGGACAGUGUGGACAGAGAAGGUGUGCAUGACUGGUGUUGUGUUGUGUGAGACCUAGGCACUGCUUGUGCAGUUGACCUGCAAUGUUCGGCGAGCCCGAAAAGUGUUGAUGGGUGGUAGUGUGAACGAAUUGGCCCAGUGUUUAAAUUGCUGGUAGUGGUCCCUUUGGUGUUGGUGCUGGUGGUGCUGGUGGUGGUGGUGGUGGUGGUGGCGGCGGCGGCGGCGGCGGUGGUGGCGGUGGUGGUGGUGGUGGCCAGAGAGCCUUACUCUCCGGAUUGAAAGAAACGAGUUUUCCCGCCAGCUGGUAG